CUCUCUCUCUCUGUCUCUGGUGGGAGGCGCAGUGAGUGAAGGGAUCUGUGCAGGUUGUUUGUGCUGUUAUUAACAUGUUGCUAACAUGAGCAGCAGCGGGUUCCCCACGCCGCUUUCCUCCCACGCGGGACGCGGAAUCUUCCAGGACGUUUACGAGGCCGCGGAGGACUCGUUCCUGCUGAUGGACGCGCUGCAGAAAGACGCCGAGACGCUGCAGCGGAUGAGCCCCUGCGUGUGCGUGGAGGUGGGCAGCGGCUCCGGAGCGGUCAGCGCCUUUCUUGCCUCGGUCAUCGGACCUGCAGCUCUGUGCAUCUGCACUGACGUGAAUCCGGCUGCCGCUCAUUGCACAGCCAGAACCGCCUCCUGUAACCGGGUCGCCCUGCAGCCCGUCAUCACAGACCUGGUCCAGGGUCUGUUGCCGAGGCUCGGUGGGCAGGUGGAUGUCCUCCUCUUCAAUCCGCCCUAUGUUGUCACUCCGUCAGAGGAGGUGGGCAGCAGAGGGGUCGAGGCGUCCUGGGCCGGAGGUCAGCGGGGCAGAGAGGUCACCGACAGGUUCCUCCCUCUGGUCCCUGGGCUCCUGUCCACCAGAGGUUUAUUCUACCUGGUGACCAUUGUUGAGAACCAGCCGGGUCAGUCAGUCAGUCAAUGCAGACAUGAGAUGUUUAUGGGAAUGGGAGAGUUAGGUUUCAGUUUGUCCACAGAUGACAUCAUCAGGUUAAUGAGUCACUUUGACCUGGAAGGAGAGAGCAGCCUGACGACCAGAGCCGGCAACGAGAGGCUGUCUGUGCUGCGUUUCCACAGGAAGCAGCAGAGGAGACAGUGAGAGGUGAGACACUACAGACAGUCAGACUCUAUGUCCUCCACACCGCCUGUCCCUCUGGUCCCAGUUGGACGGCUCCACUGGCCACCAGCUCCAGC
Molecule: messenger RNA, 918 nt
Organism: Poeciliopsis prolifica (blackstripe livebearer)
Lineage: Eukaryota; Metazoa; Chordata; Actinopteri; Cyprinodontiformes; Poeciliidae
Product: methyltransferase N6AMT1-like
Exons: 6
Coding region: 86-823 (245 amino acids)
Biological process (GO): methylation
Cellular component (GO): eRF1 methyltransferase complex
Molecular function (GO): nucleic acid binding; protein methyltransferase activity; S-adenosylmethionine-dependent methyltransferase activity
Source: RefSeq, a predicted model, not a curated record